This is a messenger RNA of Pieris macdunnoughi, 2574 nucleotides long. NCBI's taxonomy places the organism in Eukaryota, Metazoa, Arthropoda, Insecta, Lepidoptera, Pieridae. The record is from the annotation of a GenBank genome assembly.
AUGCCCACUUUCCUUUGGCUCAUACUGUCUUUCACCCUCAACGUGAAGAGUAACAUAAUGCAAGACUAUGAAACUAUCAGCGUCAAUCUGUUGAGCCCGCCUGUAGACAAGACGAGCCUGGCUCUGCCCCUCGAUGUGGGAAAAGACAAGGUUUCUGGCUGCCUGUGUCGAGGAACUAUGGAUAGGGAGGUCGUUGUAUGUUUCGGGAACUAUGAAUGCAAGAGGUUUCCAAAGGUAAAACUGGAAAAGUGCAAAGUGUUAGUUGUGAGGACAACAAUAAUUUCAGAAAUAUUAAUCGGGGAUUUAGACUCAUACAACUAUGUCAAAGUGUUAAAAAUUGAUGGCAACAGUCGACUGGAAUAUCUACAACCAGGUUUAUUUAAAAACCUAUCAAACGUAGAAGAACUGUCGAUAUCAUACAAUACUCAAUUACAUUCUAUACAUCCAGACACUUUCACGGGACUCGUCAAACUCCAUAAUCUGACGUUAGCUAACAACGCAUUCAAAAAUAUUGGUUUAAUCACGCCAGCCUUUAGACCCACCGUCUUACCAUCAUUACGCGUCUUAGAUAUAUCCGAAAAUGCUUUUGGUGUAAUUGCAGAGGAUGCAUUUAUCCCCAUGGAAGGCUCAAAACUUAGUAGACUUGUUAUAAAUUUAUGUAGUCUUGACUAUAUUCAUGCGAACAGUUUAACGAAAUUAAAGGAGUUGAAACAGUUGCGUAUUGGAGAAAAUGACUUGUCUUCGGCGAAUAUAAUUGGCUUUUUACUGGCGCUUCAAGCAGACAACAUUAAUUUAACACAUUUGUGCCUAUCAAGUAUGGGGUUCCGGAAGAGGCCUCCAAUGGACCUAUUGAAAGUUAUCGCGAACUCUACCAUUUCAGUGCUCAGUCUCGCAGAUAAUCAAUUUGAAGUUCUGGAAGAUGAUGAUUUUCCUACGAUGCCCAAUAUAGAAUUACUAGAUUUGAGAAGAAUUUUUGUUAUGUACAUAGGAGCUUAUUCAUUCAGUCCAGUAAAAUUCCCUAAACUACGUAUCCUUCUGUUGAGCGAAAAUAAUUUACCUGGUAUUCACGUAAAGCAUAUAUCAAAUCCACAAGUUCUGCUUCUAGAUCUUUCAUCGAACAAGGGCAGGCCAACAAGACCAUUGUAUUAUGAAAUAGACCGUGGGGUGUUUAAUGAUUGUCGAGAUCUACGUUUUUUGAACCUUGCUUUUAACAGGUUAAAACAUAUGUACAACCAUACCUUUACCGGAUUAAUAAACCUAAGAAUACUUAACAUGGAAAACGGGACUAUUUUUCAUAUUGGAAACGGCACGUUUAAGCCUUUGAGGCGCCUGGAAUUGUUAAAUUUAGGAAAUAAUCCACUCACAGCAAACGAGAACCUUACAAGUGCAAUGUUUGAUGGGCUAAACGAGCUGAAGGUGCUUAUUCUGAAAAAUUGCGGAAUUAAACGUUUUUAUGACGAUGAUAACAUCUUUGAAAUGAUGCCGAAUGUCACCCAUUUAAUACUUACAAGUAACCAACUAUCUUAUAUUACUCCUGAAACAUUAAAACCAUUAAAAUACUUAAAGGUUUUAGAUUUAAGUCAAAAUUUAUUUGUAUCUUGGUGGCAAACUCUCUUUUUAGCUGCAGGCGUGCGUCCUUUAAAACUUUAUUUAAUGAACAACAAAAUAACACAUUUUACAUUAAGUAUGAUAGGAGAUAUAGAUUAUUUAUUAGAGAAUUCUAAUACCACUAGUGUUGAAAUCGAUCUCGCUGACAAUCUUUUUAUUUGCGACUGUAACGCUAUGUACAGAACCUUUAUGUGGUUGCAAGCGAAUGGUUCUGUUGCUUUGCAAAGAUAUUUUCAUACUUCUAAUGUGCAGUGCAGUAGUCCAGAUGUAUGGGAAAAUCGAAAAGUAGCGGACUACAUUUUAUCAAUUAAAAACCGGCGCUGUCUAAUCUAUAAUAAAAUCACAAAUAUGAUGUUACUAAUUUGGACCGCUCCCUCAUUAGUUUCCAUAGCUCUUCUUAUAAUGAUUCUAGUAGUUAUUUAUAAAUAUAGAAUAUACAUAAGAUACUGGAUAUUCUUAGCCAAGAUAGCGAUAGGACGAAAAUUCAUUAGAUACUCAAUCAAAACUAAAAGCGAUCAGAAGGGUUACAAAUACGAUGCGUUUGUAUCAUAUUGCAACGAUGAUAGACAAUUUGUUCUAGAUAUGACAAAGGAGUUGGAAGCAAAACCUCCUUUUCUAAAACUUUGUAUUUACGAAAGAGAUUUCGAGAUUGGUUCUUUUAUAUCCGAAUCUAUAUUAGGUAGUAUAAAUGAAAGUAGAUAUAUAAUCUUAAUUGUAAGCAAUGCGUUUGCCAAAUCUCAAUGGUGUAGAUGGGAGACCCAUUUGGCGGAAUACCACAGAUUAUUUUUAGAAGAUGGGUCACCGUACGACCCGUUAGUAUUAAUCAAGAUUGGGGAAGUAGAUAGCAAGUAUCUUACUACUACGUUAAAGUACUUGCUUAAGACAAAGAUAUACCAUACGUGGGACGAACAAAAUCCAGAAGACUUUUUUAUCAGAUUAAGAAAUGUUUUAGUUAAAAAUAAAUGA